CGGGGCGGGAGGGCGCCUGUGCCAGGGGCUUCUGCCCGCGCCCCUGGGAGCAGGGCGGGCUCCCGACGCCGGGCGGCCGCACACCUGGCCGGGGCGCCCCCCAGCCAUCCUGGAAUACAGCACAGAACCGGGGAAGGGGCUGCGCGGGGGCACGGCUGGGUCCCUCCCGGGACGCGAACGCAGAAAGCCGGGCAGGCGGCGCCCUGGGGGGUUGAGCCGCAGCCGGAGGCAGCGGGCGCUUUGCAGGAGGGCGAGCGCAGCCUUGGGGCCGGGGCCGCUCGCGGGGCGCCAGGCUCAGAGACCAGAGGAGGAAGGGGUCGGUCUCUGCUGGAGGGGGGGUGGCAGAACGGCCGGAGCUGCUGGAACUCCGGUGCGGGGGGCGCUCCCACCCCCACGGCUUGAAGUGGCUCCAUCAUACCCAGGGUUAGCGUUUGGUUCCCUGGCUCUCAGCACCCGCGCUAGACACGCUGUUCCAGCGCCCUGCAGGGGCCGCAGCCGGAUCCCGGGAUGGGAGAUGUGAGGGCCAGGACCCGGGGAGCCAGCGCUAGGCCCCCUGCGUGUCUCUGCCCCCAGAGCCGGCAGGGGCUCCCAGGGGUCCUCGCCCCAGGUGGGCGCCAGGCCCUGCCCUCGGUGCUCGCGGCUCCCAGACAAUCCCAUGGACGGGAGUCCCGCUGGCGACUCCAACUCGGCUGGGUCUUCCCCAGGCGGGGCUGCAGGAAGGGACCGAUCCCCGCGGGCAGAGUGCGGGUCCCGCCGGGGCUGAGUCGGGCCGGGGCUCCCUGCGGGCGGGGACUCGCCCCGAGGCAGGUCUCUCUCGUCCAGCCCCUUUUCCUCGCCCCCAGGCCCCGCUCCCGCCCCAGAGACAGAGGUGCUGGAACUAGGGCUGCUGGGGGAGCGGUUUCCAUCCUGCUCAGGGUAUAAUGGCUCUCAGCGCCCCGUUCAACGUUGUUCCAGCGCCUCUGCCCAAAGAUGCUGUAAAAUGGCGAAGUUUGGCUGUCCCGGCGGGUCCCGGCUCCAGCCCGGCCCUUCCCCGCCCUCGGGCUCGCACUGCCCGAGUCCAGUUGGCCCUGGCGCACCCACAGCUCCGCCGCCUCGCUCUCCCCGCCACAGCAGCUGCGCCAGCCGGGGCCCAGCUCGCUGCGGCCCGGGCCCGGCCCAGCCCGGGUGUAGGGCCCCGGCCAUCCCGCUCCCAGGCCAGCAGCGCCUUCCUCUGGCUCUCCGGAGUGCCCCCCGCGCAGCGCGGCCUGUCCCGGCCUGGGCCCGGGGAAAGGGGCCUCGCUCCCCUGGGGGCGCCUGUUCUCCCCAGCAAGCCAGCCCGAGCUGGGGCGCUUCGGGGAAGCCCGACCCGGCUCCUUCGCUGGGUUUUGGGCCUCCUGGUGCCAAAAUCGCCGCUGGCGGCUCGAAUUGGGGCGCACCAGGGAGGCGGGAGAAAGCGGGGCAGGAAGGCGAGGGGCUCCUGACCCCCCCAGCACCCUUGGCCCACGGGGCUGGCCCUGGAGGCCGGGCCCCGCUCGUCGGGUUUGGGGUCAGAACUGGAGCGGGUGUUCCCCCGGGCUGCGGGCGGGCGGGCGCUGGGAAGGGGCCGCUCCAGGUCAGCGGGUGCGUGUAAGGCAGGAAGGGGGCAGAGGGGGCCCGGCCGGGGAGCGGCAGGUGGCCUGGCCCCUCCGCCCCCCGCUCAGGUGGGGCUGGGGCUCGCAGGCGGCGCUGGCAGCGGCGGGAGUGAUGUCACCUUCCCCCAGCGCCUGCAGGGGCUUCCCCCCUCCCCCGCCCGGCCGCGCAGAGAAGCCCCGAUAUAAGGGGUGGCACAAGGCAGCGCAGCAGCCAGUGCGCAGACGAGGCGGCGCAGCCCCGGCUCCCCGGCAGGACUCGCCCUCUCCUCCCCAGGUGGCGGGGGCAGCCCCGCGCUGGAGGCCAUGGAGGUGCCGAGCCACUCGAGGCAGCUGCUCCUGCAGCUCAACACGCAGCGGGCCAAGGGCUUCCUGUGCGACGUGAUCAUCGUGGUGCAGAACGCGCUGUUCCGCGCGCACAAGAACAUCCUGGCGGCCAGCAGCGUCUACCUGAAGUCGCUGGUGGUGCACGACAACCUGCUCAACCUGGACCACGAGAUGGUGAGCCCGGGCGUCUUCCGCCUGGUGCUGGACUUCAUCUACACCGGCCGGCUGGGCGAGUGCGAGCCGGGCGAGCCGGGCCUGGGGGCCGUGCUGGCGGCCGCUAGCUACCUGCAGGUGCCGGCCCUGGUGGCUCUGUGCAAGAAGAAGCUGAAGCGGUCUGGCAAGUACUGUCACCUGCGAGGCAGCUACAGCCCCUACAGCAAGGUGGCCAGGGGGCUGCGGGCCGCCCCUGUCAUCCAGGCCUGCUACGCGGGUGCCCCCCGGCCUGUGGAUGUGCAGCCUGGCGAGCCCCUCAACCCACUCAGCACCCAGUGUGGGGAGCUCUACGCCUCCACCGCCCAGGGCCCCGCCCUGCACCAGCCGGGCCUGUGCCCACCCGAGAGGCACUGCUCUCCGCCCUGCGGCCUGGACCUCUCCAAAAAGAGCCCCACCAGCCCUUCCUCCCAGCUGCUGCCCACAGACAGACUCCACCCCGGGGACAGCAGGGAGCCCUUGCUGGCCCCCGGGCACGACAGCCCGCCGGGCAGCGCUUCUCUGCUGGCCAGCCACGGCUCCGCCUACAAAGACCCCCCCCAGGUGGGCGAAGGCGUGAUCCACCCCGCAGAGCGCUUCCGUGGCAGCCCGCCCUGUGUCGAGCCCCCUGCCCGGGCCGAGGGCCACGACUUCCUGUACCGCUGGAUGAAGCACGAGCGAAUGGGCAGCUACCUGGAGGAGUGCGAGGCGGAGAAGGAGCCUGAGCGGGAGGAGAAGGCCGAGUCGCCCCUGCAGUCCCGCUACCCCAGCAUCGAGAGCAACGAGCUGGAGAACGACAACAGCACCAGCGAGGACACGGGCAGCAGCGAGGGCCCAUCUCCCGGGGGCACCCUGGGCCCCUACUGCAACCACCUGGCCUACGAGCCCGAGAGCCUGGGGGACAACCUGUACGUGUGCAUCCCCUGCGGCAAGGGCUUCCCCAGCUCGGAGCAGCUCAACGCCCACGUGGAGGCCCACACCGAGGAGGAGCUGUACCACAAGGCGGCCUCGGAGCAGGCCGGCCCCUUCCUGGACAAGGGCGGCCAGAGCCUGGGCGACAUCAUCCGGCCCUACCGCUGCUCCUCCUGCGACAAGGCCUACAAGGACCCGGCCACGCUGCGGCAGCACGAGAAGACGCACUGGCUCACGCGGCCCUACCCCUGCACCAUCUGCGGCAAGAAGUUCACGCAGCGCGGCACCAUGACCCGGCACAUGCGCAGCCACCUGGGCCUCAAGCCCUUCGCCUGCGACGCCUGCGGCAUGCGCUUCACCCGGCAGUACCGGCUCACCGAGCACAUGCGCAUCCACUCGGGCGAGAAGCCCUACGAGUGCCAGGUCUGCGGCGGCAAGUUCGCCCAGCAGCGCAACCUCAUCAGCCACAUGAAGAUGCACGCGGCCGGGCCCGACGGCAAGUCCAAGCUGGACUUCCCUGAGAGCGUCUUCGCCAUGGCACGGCUCACGGCCGACCAGCUGGGCCUCAAGCAGGAGAAGGCGGCGGAGCUGCUCUCGCACACCUCGCACUUCCUCAGCGACCCCAAGGGCCUGGAGAGCCUGUACCCGCUGGCCCGAUUCACAGCCGAGCACCUGGGGCUGAGCCAGGAGAAGGCGGCCGAGAUGCUGGGUCCAGGCCUCACACCUGCACAGCGAAGGUGGCCGGACCAUAGAGUGCUAUUCACCCACCUAACAGAGCAUCCCUGGCACCCACGGCCGCCAGAGCCAAAGAAGCCAUGUGGCCACAGAGUCUCCCAGAGCCCGUGGUCCCCUCCCCAGAUGGACUCUCAGUAGCAUUUGGGGAGUGGGAACUUUUCCCUGAAAAUGUGCAGUGGCUGAAUUCUUCUUCCAGCCCCCAUCCAAUGGGGACAGACCAGACCCACCAAAGAGCGGGGGGAGGCAAAGCCUCACACAGAGGGUCCCCCACGAGUGGCGCUGGGGGGAACAUGCUGCAGGGUUGGGGCUGUGUUUACAGCUGGGCGAUGGCUUGGUGCAAAGAGUGGGGUGAUGGGGUGGGAUAGUGAUCAACCCUACUUACUGGCCCACAACAUCCAUCCCUUCCUGCGUCCUGUGGUAGCAGCUCCCUGGAGGGCUGCCAGGAGCAGUGCCCAGAUACGACGCAGCCGGUACCGUGCCCCUGCCUUACCUGGACAGCCACCAAGUGCCCAGCAGCGCCUGGUGCCUCCCUGCACAAGGACUUUUCCAUUAAGGAAAAUGUGAACCUGCCUCCUACCUCAGGAGCCAGUCGCUUCCCCCGCUGGGACGGGGCCAUGGCUGUCCCCCCCACACCCUCCUUGCUGCAGACGGGCCCAGUACGAGCACAAUAACCCAGCUCUGUGCCCACUGCAUAAAUCUUCCUGGCCUGCGCCUGCCCCCCAGUCCUAGGGUGCCUCUGCUCAGGUCCCCUUGGAGCCCAGCUUCCCAGUGAGGCCAGGCCCGGAGGAGUCAGGGGCUCUGUGAGGGACACAGACAUUUGCUGCAGCUCCGCUUUGCGCCUCAGUGAACAGCGGCUUCCGCAGCUGCCUUCAGCUGGGACCCCCCGGCUUUGCUCACCAGCCCGAACUCUGGCUCGAGAUGCAAAGGCACACGGGCCCCCUCAAUCAUCCAGGGCUGGCCCACUGGGCAGGGUCAGUGCCUGCUGCAGGGAAGGGAGCCUGUCUGGGGGCGGGGUUCAGGAAAGGAUCUUACCCAGAGUGGCCUUGUCCCAGCAGCUGGGCGCUGCCCUCCUUGUGGAGCAGUGGCAUUUCAGCGGGAGCUGCCCGUGAGUGCAGCUUUGUCCAGUGGCUGGAUCCCUGCUGGGUGGAAUGGGAGCAGCCGAAGGGUUUGAUCUACCAAGGCCUCCGCAGGCAUCUCUACGCUCUGGCCCCGCAAACCCUGCCCAGAGCCUGGGCCUGGCAUGUGCCUCUUGCUGCAGAGCCCUGGUGGCUGGGGCAGCUCUUCUCCCAGCUCUGACUGCAGCGGGGCCUGGCUGGGGGAUGGGGUGGGAGAAUGACCCAUCUCCCCCGCCCACCUCUGAGCCCUCCUAGCCCAAAGCUCCUGCUGCUGGGCCUGGCUCCCAAAGACCCUCCUGGGCCCCAACUAGCUGAGCAGAAACCAAAGCAACCACCGGAGGAGGAGGAGGAGACCCAGUCCCUGCACCCUCGCUGUACUCAGGGAUGUCCCAGUGUCCUGCCUGACCCUGGCCAGGCCCAGCUGCCUCAGAGGAGAAUUCCUGCCCUGGGCGAUUCCAGAGUCCCCCCCCCCCCCUUCCCCGGGCGCAUGGAUCUGGGGCCCGGCUGUCCAUAGACUGAGCCCCUGGGAUGCAUCCCCCCCCCCCACCCCCAGUCUCUACUCUCUGGGAUCACAGGUGGGAACCAUGAUGCUGGGGGUGUGAAUGCUGCUGUUUCUCUGGGGGUCUCUGCUAGGAGGUGGGCUGGAAGCAUGAGGCCAUGGGAGUAGUUUGUUAAAACCCUGCUUGGGCUUUCCCAGGGGUGGGCUCCUCUCCUCCCUUACUAGGCUGCAGGGGGAGAGCUGCCCCCUCCCAGGGCUGGUGCCCAGAGCAUGCAGGCAGGGGAGUGACGCCAGGCUGUCAGUGUGGGGAAGGGGGCCAGGCUGCUCUCCCCUCACUGUGCUCCUUGUACCAAAGGGCUGUGACCCUGGGAAGACGACCCAACUCAUCUCCCAGCAGCUCUGGUGGGAGGCCCCCUCUCCUCUGCUCCCUGGAGGCUCAGUCCGGGGCCAGGAGCUUGUGACAAAGACAAAAUGGCUCAGUCUCCUGCCUUGCUGGGCACCCCUGGGCAGCAGGGCUCUGCCAUGCCCAGGCCAGGGUGGUGCUGAGAGCUUUAUGCUGAAGCCCAUGGUGGGCAGUGUAAGGGCCAAUGACACGGGGUGGUGGUGGGGGGAGCGGUUAGGUCUCUGCCCUGCUGGCCAAUGGAGACAGGUGUUGCAGGGCUGCAUGCAGGCGCCUCCCCCCGUCCCCCAUGAUAGCACCCUGAGCUUGACCCUCGGGCCGGGCCAGCUGCACUGAGGAGGCAGAUCCUCCCCGCACUCCUGGGUUAAUGGGGCACAAGAUCCAGGUGCUCCCAAGCCCAGAGCCCUGCCUGGGGCCUUCCUUGCUCUGUCCAGGCAGAGCCACCAAAGCCGUAGGGGCUGGGGAGAGCCCUGCCGUGAGUGACCCAGGCCUGGGUCCCAUCCCACCCCCGGGUCCCAUCCCACUCCCGUCUGGCCUGCAGGAUAAUGUGAAGCUCUUUUCCCUGCCUUUGUCUUUUCUCCUUUGCACACGAGGCCGAGGGGGCCGCCCCACGGUGACUGCUCCUGGCCUCCAACCAACUGUGCCUUUAGCCUGACCGGCUGCUCCUCCAAGGGGGCUUGGGUGCAAAUGCUCCCAGUGCCAAAUGUCCGUGCCCCCAGCUCAGGGGCCUCUGGCUGGCAGUGACUCAGGGCACCGACCCUGCCUCCCCUUUCCAGCUGCACAGGAACUUGGGCACCAAAGGGCUCCCCGGGCACCAAACGGGCUUCCCAGGCAACUACAGGCUUGGCUAGGGCCAGGAAUCCCAGGCCAGAGCCCAACACGGGCUGCCCUUAGCCUUGCAGCCAUUAGGGACAACGCUGCAGAAGCUGCGACCAAAACGCAGGGGGAGGGGGCGUAUCCAGUGCGUGGAUCCAGGUCUCCCUGCCCCCUCCCGGUUUGUAUAUUCUUCUGAUUUGUACACGGGCAUUUUGUCCUGUCCUUUUCUAUACUCAAAACCAAAUGAGCAAUAAAGUGACAUUAAACCUGA
Messenger RNA from Caretta caretta (loggerhead turtle), 6871 nucleotides. RefSeq names its product hypermethylated in cancer 1 protein. NCBI's taxonomy places the organism in Eukaryota, Metazoa, Chordata, Testudines, Cheloniidae. Gene Ontology annotation, biological process: regulation of transcription by RNA polymerase II. The record is from RefSeq and is a predicted model, not a curated record. Gene Ontology annotation, cellular component: nucleus. Gene Ontology annotation, molecular function: DNA-binding transcription factor activity, RNA polymerase II-specific; protein binding.